Molecule: messenger RNA, 1527 nt
Organism: Neltuma alba
Lineage: Eukaryota; Viridiplantae; Streptophyta; Magnoliopsida; Fabales; Fabaceae
Product: transcription initiation factor IIB-2
Exons: 7
Coding region: 215-1153 (312 amino acids)
Biological process (GO): DNA-templated transcription initiation; transcription preinitiation complex assembly
Cellular component (GO): transcription preinitiation complex; nucleus
Molecular function (GO): TBP-class protein binding
Source: RefSeq, a predicted model, not a curated record
GGGGAAGAUUUGGCCAAAAAAUAUAAAAAAACUUAGCGGGGAAGAAACGACCCUUACAUAUGCGUGAAACUGCUGGAAAUCAGCUCUCAUCUCAUAAUCCCCAUCGCCUGGUACGCUAGCUAAAAACAUUGAGUCUUUUUGGUGCGAGAAAAGGUUGAAUCAUUAACAGGAAUCUGAAUCAAUUUCCUUCACGUUCUUGGUGAUUUUAGAAAAAAUGUCUGAUGCGUUCUGCUCCGACUGUAAGCGCCAGACAGAGGUGGUCUCCGACCACUCCGCCGGUGACAUCGUGUGUUCGGAGUGCGGGCUUGUGCUCGAGUCCCAUUCCAUUGAUGAAAUUUUUGAGUGGCGUAUUUUCGCCAACGAGUCUGCUGAUAACGACCCGGUUCGUGUCGGGGGACCCACCAACCCGCUCUUGAGUGACUGCGGUUUAUCCACCGUCAUAGCCAAGCCCAAUGGAACCUCCGGCGAAUUUCUAUCGUCGUCCUUGGGUCGGUGGCAGAAUCGCGGGUCGAACCCGGAUCGAGGGUUGAUUCUGGCUUUCAAGACCAUUGCUACUAUGUCAGAUAGGUUAGGACUUGUUGCUACCAUUAAGGAUCGGGCUAAUGAAAUAUAUAAGAGGGUUGAAGAUCAGAAGUCCAGUAGGGGGAGAAACCAGGAUGCUUUGUUGGCUGCUUGCCUUUACAUAGCUUGCCGAGAGGAAGCCAAACCACGUACUGUAAAAGAAAUUUGCUCUGUUGCCAAUGGAGCUACAAAGAAGGAAAUUGGCCGAGCAAAAGAAUAUAUAGUGAAACAACUGGGUUUGGAGAAGGGUCAGUCAGUGGAGAUGGGAACAAUACAUGCUGGGGACUUUAUGAGGCGAUUCUGUUCUAAUCUUGGCAUGAAUAAUCAAGCGGUUAAAGCUGCUCAGGAAUCUGUGCAGAAAUCAGAAGAAUUUGAUAUAAGGAGGAGCCCCAUAUCAAUAGCUGCAGCUGUGAUAUACAUUAUAACUCAGCUUUCAGAUGAUAAGAAACCUCUCAAAGAUAUAUCAGUGGCCACAGGGGUCGCAGAAGGAACCAUUAGGAACUCCUACAAGGAUCUUUAUCCUCAUGUUUCAAAAAUCAUACCUAGUUGGUAUGCCAAGGAGGAGGACAUUAAGAAUCUUUGCAGUCCUUGAGCUGUCAUAUACCCAUAUAUAACAACCUUGAUGGAUGCUAGUGGAUGAUUUGGUUUUGGAUGUGCUGAACUUCUUUCCAUGGAAUGAAAAUGCCAUCUUUCCUUUGCGGUGACCUACACUGCCCAUUUUUUGUGGUCACAAGUUGAGCUUUCUGUGAGGCCUUAUGCUAUCCGAUCCAUACAUGUAUAAAUUUGAAUGCCCCUGAUGCAAUUUCCACCAGUCAUUGAUGUACAAACGGUAAACGGUGAAUGCAUCCGCAUCAAUACUUAGUUAAAAGUUAUACUAGUCUUUAACAUCCAUUGACUCCCUUGCAAUGCUGAUAGUUGUACUUUUUACCCUUGAGGGCACCGUAUCUUGGAAUUUUGCUUUCUAUA